This is a messenger RNA of Xyrichtys novacula (pearly razorfish), 3475 nucleotides long. NCBI's taxonomy places the organism in Eukaryota, Metazoa, Chordata, Actinopteri, Labriformes, Labridae. The record is from the annotation of a GenBank genome assembly.
GAGGGGUCGUCGAAGACUCCAGUAAAUAGAACCCCGGAGCACGAGCAGAGUGUUGGCGCUGACGUCACGGCCCUACAUUGAGAGCUGAGGCUGAAUUGUGAGCGCGACCGUCAGACGGAGGCGCGCCGAGGAAACAGAUAGAGCUACGAUGAGCCCCAGUCGGUGUGACUCUGUUGCUUUUUGAGGAUUUUACUGGUUAAAUUUUCUAGCAAUUCCUGGUUAUUUCUUCUACACGACAAAGCGAACAAACCGAUCGACAUUUUGGAGAGUUUAAUUUUCGUUUUGGGGUUUCAACAUGUCCUCCGCGGCGGUUGCUGCCUCGAGGAGGCAGUCCUGCUAUCUGUGCGACCUGCCCCGAAUGCCGUGGGCGAUGAUCUGGGAUUUUACGGAGGCCGUCUGCCGCGGAUGUGUCAACUACGAGGGGGCCGACCGGAUUGAGUUCGUUAUCGAGACCGCCAGGCAGCUCAAGAGAGCGCACGGCUUCCAGGACGGCCGCUCACCGGGCCCGGGGAAGCCCCAACACGCCGGGAAAGACAUGAACCACUCGGCCGGAGAGCAGGGCUCGCGUCCGCCGCAGCCCCUGGACCGCUACCCGCUGUCUGAUCGGCCGCCCCGGCUGGGACCGGAGUACCACGGGGGCAGGACGGCGAACGGCCUCCCCGUGCCAAACGGAUUUCCAAAACCGGACGAGCCCCCUGAGCUGAACCGUCAAAGCCCCAAUCCCCGCAGGACUAGCACGGUUCCUCCCAGUCUGGUGCCCCUUGUGAACGGCGGCAUACCCACCGUACACCCGCUGAACGGCCGCCCCACGCAGAUGGGUCUGCCCGGGGUUCUGACCGCACCGGGCCCCGGGGACCACGGGAAGCGGCCGGAGGACCUGAAAGACAAACACAGAGCGGACAGUCUGUCAGACAUGUCGGACAGCCACAAGGAGUGGAUGGGCAAAAGUCGAACGGUGAGGGACCUGAUGGCGCUGCACACCUUCGACUCCAGGUUUAAGAAGGAGCACGCUGCCAUGCAGCGCGUGAUGGGAUACGACACCAGCGCCACUUCCUCAAAGACAGGUGAGAAUAUUUUUCAGGUGAGCUGAGGUACUAAUGUGACAGGCGGGAUAAAACCAGGAACAUUUAACAUCAGAAAUAGUGUGUCAGCACCACCCGGGUCUGCUGACGUGUUUCAGCGAGGUAAGGCCACGCAUUGACUCGGACCCGCUCACCUCCAUGCACGCGGAGGGCUGUGUGUGUGUGUGUGUGUGUGUGUGUGUGUGUGUGUGUGUGUGUGUGUGUGUGUGUGUGUGUGUAUGAGAAGUUUCCUGUGUGUAUUGUGCUCUGAGCAGCAUGCUUGUGCAAGUCUGUUUGGUCUGUACGGUGGCCCUGAAGGGAAACUGCAUAAACAUGUCAGGACCACUGAAAACAUUUAGCUUAACCAUCAAAAACAUUUCAGGACACAAAGAAAACAUUCACAAGACUGUAAAAUAUUUCACAUUGAGCAAAAUCACGGUUCAAAACAAGACAUAUUGUGUGCAUAUUGAUGUACUAAAGAAAAAGCUAAAUUAGCUUUUGAAGAAGCUUUAUAUAAACAUAUUUUAUUUAUUUUUGAAUAAUUUUUGUGUUUAUUAGUUGUUUUGUAACUUCUUUAUGCAAAAAUAUUUUAGUGUUUGGUUAAUACUGUUUCGUUUUGCAAAAUAAUUUUGUGUUUUGAGCAAAAAUAUAUUUUUGUUUUUAAGGGUAUCUUUACUGUAAGUCCAAUGUGUGACAGCAAUUUGUCUGCAAAACGUCUUUCCUUCCAUAAAAAUGUCUAAAAACAAAAAUAUUUGGUCUGUAUGAUAUAUUUAUGCAUUUUGUAAAAUACUUUCAUUUUGUCACUUGUGAGAUAUAUCUGUGUUUUGUUGGGUUGUACUUUCUUAGCUGGUAGAAAAUAAAUACAUACUCUAAAAAUACUCUUUCAAAACUCUUUUUAUUCUGUGUGAGAUAUUUUGCAUUUUUUAAAUUGUGUUGUAUUUUGUGUUUACAAUGUUUUUAAGUGUAUGAAAACUUUUCAGUUAAAUGUUUUUUUUUUAAAUGUUUUUUUCUGAUGUCUUUGUUUAAUUUAAAGGUUUGCUGAGUCAUCGCUCAGGGCCUCCGUAGUUCUGCAUUAACUCCUCCUUUUCCUCUCCACAGACCGGGGGAAGCACCCACGCAGCAUGAAGAGGAAGGCGUCCCCGGAGCCUGAUGGCGAAGGCAGCACCCCUAAGAUGAAUGGCGGCGAGGGUCAGCCAUGGCUCCCGUCACCCUCUGAGGUCCUGAAGAUACCCCCUGCAGCCCUUCCCGGUUUUAUGGCCGCACCCCCUUCGACCAUCUCCCCCCACUCCCGCACCACGCCCCCUGAAGCUGCCACUGCACAGAAUGGCCAGUCCCCCAUGGCGGCGCUCAUUCUCGCCACUGACAAUGCAGGCAACACAGGCUCACCUAAAGAUGGUGGGCAGGUACACUCCACCACAGCGGUGGCGCGGCGAAACAGUGGCAGCCCUCUUUCGCCAUCCUCAGCCUCUCAGAGGAGACUCGCAGGGAGGGAUGGGCCAGUGAGCGCCAACACCUCUACCCUCCACACCUCCGGUAGCAUGGACCCUCACGCUGCGCAGCAGAGCAUUCCAGACUCUUCCGUGCCUCCUGGUAGCGUUCCGCUCUGCUGCACGCUGUGCCACGAGCGGCUCGAGGACACUCACUUCGUUCAGUGCCCGUCGGUGCCGUCACACAAGUUCUGCUUCCCGUGUUCCCGGGAGAGCAUCAAGCAGCAGGGCGCCACUGGCGAGGUGUACUGUCCCAGUGGGGAGCGGUGCCCGUUGGUGGGCUCUAAUGUGCCAUGGGCCUUUAUGCAGGGGGAAAUCGCCACCAUCUUAGCCGGGGACAUAAAGGUUAAAAAGGAGAGGGACCCGUAAAAAGUUCACCAGCUGUUUCUUUUUCUGGAACUUUUUCUUUUCUUACCUGACUGUGGCAAUAACCACGGGAUAAAACUCACACACACUCAGAUUUGGAACAUCCAGGAAGCCCCAGUUAAAUGCAGGACAUGUACAUAUUGGACAGAAGGGAAGUGAACACUUCGUAAACUUGGCUGUAUAUUUUUUCGAUCUUUUGUUUUUCAAUACAUUGUGUUUCUAUAAUUUCAAGAUAAAGGUAUGUACUCGUCAUGACGCCCCAUCACACCUGUUUCUUUGCAGUCUCUCGGUGUACCUUAGGUCUGGAGACUGACCCUGUCAAACAUAGAAUGUGACUAAUCUGAGCACUUGGUGAAAAAAGACAAAAAUAAUUCUAAAAAAAAAAGAGAGAAAAUGCUUCUAGCUGUACAUGUAUGCACUUGUUUAAGAAAAAACUUGCCAAAUACAGUUUCAGACCUUGUAAUAAUACCUCCAGUGUCUCUGUGGUUUGCUUAUUUUCCACACUCAGCUAGCAAGACGAUGAAUAGUGAUUCACUCAUGAUGCAAUACCUUCCAGCAGGA